AUGGACGACGAAGAAUCCGUUAAUGUAGGACCCGUGCAGAUCCGGACCCGGAAGUACGUCAAGCUGAGUUAUCACUACUUGAUUACUCACUUUUUCAAGCUCUUACUGGUUCCUUUAAUCUCGGUUUUCGUCACGAAUGUCUCCCGGUUAAGUCUAAACCAGCUCCAUCUCCAUCUCCAGCACAAUCUCGUCGGAUUCAUCUUCCUCACCGCCGUCGUCAUUAUCGGAUCAACAGUCUUCUUCAUGUCCCGACCAAGAUCCGUCUACCUCCUCGACUACUCAUGCUACCUCCCGCCGUCGAAUCUCCAAGUCGGCUACCAGAAAUUCAUGAACCAUUCAAAACUGAUCGAAAACUUCAGCGAGUCGUCGCUCGACUUCCAGCGGAAGAUCCUCGAGCGAUCCGGUCUCGGCGAAGAGACUUACCUCCCGGAGUCCGUCCAAUCCAUCCCGCCGCGUCCGACUAUGGCGGCGGCGCGUGAGGAAGCGGAGCAGGUAAUCUUCGGCGCGCUCGACAGUCUCUUCAAGAACACAAAAAUCAACCCUAGAGAGAUCGGUGUCCUUGUAGUGAACUGCAGUUUGUUUAACCCUACGCCUUCUUUAUCCGCCAUGAUCGUGAACAAGUAUAAGCUUAUAGAGAGCGUGAAGAGCUUUAACCUCGGUGGGAUGGGAUGUAGCGCCGGCGUAAUCGCCGUUGAUCUCGCGAACGACAUGUUACAGAUCUGUAGAAACAGUUUUGCUCUUGUGGUUAGCACAGAGAACAUCACUCAGAAUUGGUACUUGGGUAACAAGAAAUCUAUGUUGAUCCCUAAUUGCUUGUUUAGGGUUGGUGGAUCCGCGAUCUUGCUCUCGAACAAGCCUUGUGAUCGGAGAAGAUCAAAGUAUAGACUUGUUCACACGGUGAGGACUCAUAAAGGAUCUGACGAGAAGGCUUUCAACUGUGUGUACCAAGAACAAGACGAGGCUUUGAAAACCGGAGUUUAUUUGUCUAAAGAUCUUAUGGAUAUAGCUGGAGAAGCUCUUAAGACCAACAUCACCACUUUGGGUCCUCUUGUUCUUCCCAUAAGCGAGCAGAUCUUGUUCUUUGCGGCUUUUGUUAAUAAGAGAUUGUUCAACGGCAAGAAGAAGAAGAAGAAGAAGAAGGCUUACGUACCGGAUUUCAAGCUUGCGUUUGAUCAUUUCUGUAUUCACGCGGGAGGUAGAGCCGUGAUCGAUGAGCUAGAGAAGAGUUUGAAGCUUUUGCCGGAACAUGUGGAGGCUUCAAGAAUGACGUUGCAUAGAUUUGGAAACACUUCGUCGAGCUCUAUAUGGUAUGAAUUGGCUUACACGGAAGCUAAAGGAAGGAUGAGGAAAGGGAACCGAGUUUGGCAGAUUGCUUUUGGAAGCGGGUUUAAGUGUAACAGCGCGGUUUGGGUGGCUCUUCGUGAUGUUGAACCAUCGGUUAACAAUCCUUGGGAACAUUGUAUCAGUAGAUAUCCGGUUAAGGUUGAUUUCUGA
Messenger RNA from Microthlaspi erraticum, 1494 nucleotides. NCBI's taxonomy places the organism in Eukaryota, Viridiplantae, Streptophyta, Magnoliopsida, Brassicales, Brassicaceae. The record is from the annotation of a GenBank genome assembly.